CGCUCCUCCGAAGCGAACGCGCGCGCGCCGCAGCUCGUGCUUGGCGGCGGCGCGAAACCCUAGCGCGGUGGUGGGAGGGACCGUCGCGGCGGUAGGAUGGUACUGGCUGUGGAGGUAGCGGCAGUGGCGGCGGCGGCGGCGGCGGCGGUGUCAUGAUGAGGAGCUUAGGGCCCGCGGCGGCGCUCGGAAGCCGCUCGGCGGCGAGGUGGUGCACGUACCGGCGCGUCACCGUCGCCGUAUGCCUCGGGAACCUCGUCGCCGUGCUGCUCGUGCUCCGCUCGCUCUACUCCGCCCCCGGCCACUUCGCCUCCCCGCCGCCCAGACGCGUGGCGGUGAAGUACUCGGAGGAGCAGAUUAGGCUGGUCGAGGAGUCGAUCCGGAUUCGCCGCGCGGCCGUGCCCGUCGAACUCGUGGAGGCGGUGAAGAAGCUAGAUAAGGUGUUCGCUAGGGAAGAGAAGAGACGGAAGGAUUUGCCACUCGAGCUGAAGCAGAAGGUUUCAUAUGAGAUUCUAAAUAGGCUGCUUGAUUUGGGGGAGAACAGUAGCACGACCGAACAACGAGAAGCUUUAGAGUCCUGGCGUGCAGAGAAGCUGAAAGAUAUAAGAAGUGCAUCUGCUCAGAAUUUGUCAAUAUCAGGCCUCUCUAUUGAGGAAUCAAGGAUGUUGAAACGAGCGUUGGAAUUUAAUUGGCGUAUGCUAUUGGAGGAUAAUGGUCUUUGGAUACCUUUCAUUGUAUGGCAUACUGAACAUAACGACAAGCCUGAAAAUGAACCAGAAGAAGAAGAGAUAAUAGCGGGUCCACCUUUACCCCCUGAAUGCAAUGCACAACUACAUACUGAUUAUGGUGGUGCUGCUGUUCGAUGGGGAUUAACACACCAUAAAGAAAGUGCAGCUGAUUGCUGCCAAGCUUGUCUUGAUCAGGCUAGAAGGGCCAGACCAGGAGCAUUGAAGUGCAAUAUAUGGGUUUAUUGUCCAUCGGAGUAUGGAUGCUACUCGCCAGAUAAAUAUGAACACAAGCAUCAGGAGUGCUGGUUGAAACAGGCUGAUCACCCUAAAUUGAACUUCAAAGACAGGUAUUCUGAGUCGUACAGAGAUGCUCAUCCAUCUGCUCCCGUUGUUGUGCCAUGGAUGGCAGGCGUCAUCGCUGUAUGAGCUGCCUACAGGCUAUCUAUAUCUAUUGCCUGCAGGAGCUUCUUUCGGAUGUGCAAUGCUGCAUUCAAAUUUGGUACAUUUCCACAAACUCAUAUACCAUUUUUUCGUUUGUUUCGUAGACUUUAGAUUAGUUUAGUCGGUUAGCUAGAGUUCAUGUGAGAUAGCUGGUGUAUUUUUUGAUGGACGGCUGGUGGCAAACUCUUUUUCUAGGAAGAAAAUGUAGAGAAAGAGUACAAAUUAUUCAAGGUGAAAUCAUUGUGUUUGCCUGCCCGGUACCUAUUCUGUAGCUGUCUUGAUAGCCGGGUAAUAGUGAUGCUUAACAAUUUUGACAUUCCACUGGCACUCCAGUUUGAUUUGAAUAGGGCUGAGCGGGUGAUGGCGAUGAUGAAAAAAAUUGAUACUCCGCUCCUCCAUCU
This is a messenger RNA of Oryza brachyantha (malo sina), 1567 nucleotides long. RefSeq lists its product as uncharacterized. Bases 153 to 1151 code for a protein of 332 amino acids. NCBI's taxonomy places the organism in Eukaryota, Viridiplantae, Streptophyta, Magnoliopsida, Poales, Poaceae. The transcript is spliced from 7 exons. The record is from RefSeq and is a predicted model, not a curated record.